Messenger RNA from Ictalurus punctatus (channel catfish), 2117 nucleotides. Its product is annotated as germ cell-specific gene 1-like protein. Bases 402 to 1514 code for a protein of 370 amino acids. NCBI's taxonomy places the organism in Eukaryota, Metazoa, Chordata, Actinopteri, Siluriformes, Ictaluridae. The transcript has 5 exons. The record is from RefSeq and is a predicted model, not a curated record. Gene Ontology annotation, cellular component: plasma membrane.
GUUGAUAUUUUGAAGUGUUCUGUAAGGAGAAAUGUGUUUAUAUAAUGUGUAAGGAAGGAGUCUCCAGUGUCAGUGCUGUGUAACAGUCAGAGGUGAAGCUGGAAGUUUUCCCACCUUCAUCACAGAGUUUUCACUUCUUUACUGUUUCUCUCUAACACACACACACUGUGAUUAAUUAUCUUAUUAAUGUGAGAGAAUAAAGAGAGAGAGAGCAAUAAUAAAGAGAUGGAAUAAAGAGAGAGAGAAUAGAGAGCGAGAAUAAAGAGAGAGAGGAUAAAGAGAGAGAGAAUAAAGAGAAAGAGAGAAUAGAGAGAGAAUAAAGAAAGAGAGAGGAUGGUGAGAGAGCGAGUGUUUAUAGCUGCUAUAACGUAAGUGAGAGUAAAAGUAAUUAUAAUAUUAUAAUGUGUGUGUAUGUGUGUGUGUGUGCGUGUGUGCGUGUAUGUGUGUGUGUGUGUGUACAGAUGGCGUGCUGUUCUCGUCUGCGCUCUCCUCAUCUGUCGUUCCUGCAGACACUGUUCUCUCUCUUCCUGUCGUUCAUCACCCUGCUUGCGUCUAAUUGGUGCUCGGGGGUCCAGAAAGUUCCAAAGCCGCUGUGUUCUCCUCUGCGCCGGCGCACCUGCACUCCGUCGGACCUGUUCACCAACGGCUCCACCCAGUUUAUCUGGGAAACCGGGGACGACCGCUUCAUCUUCCCCACCUUCCACGCCGGGAUCUGGAGCUGCUGUGAAGAAAACAUAGACAAGGAUGAAUGGGAAGAGAAGUGUCGCAGUUUCAUAACUCUGACGCCUCCAUCAGAGAAAGGGAUUUUCUGGCUGUGUGUACUGAUGGAGUUGAUGUAUAUCAGUUUGUUGUUUAUCAGUUGUGUGCUGCUGAUGAUUCAGUUGUGUCUCUCCGCAUGGAAGCCUUUGCUUCAUCACUGGGGAGAAUUACUGAACGCUUAUGCUGCUGUGUUCACCGUACUGGGAGGUCUAGUUGGAAUGGUAGGUCACAUGAUGUUCAUGCAGGUGUUCCAGGUGACAGCGUCGAGCGGGCCGGAGGAUUUUAAACCGCACCAUUACGGAUACUCCUGGGCCUUUUAUGUGGCCUGGGUGGCCUUCACCUGCUGUAUGAGCGCUGGAGUUUCCACUCUGAAUAAUUACACCAAGAAAGUGCUGAUGUUUGGGACAAAGCCGAAGCCUGACUCCUACCCCUUGAGGCCACUCUACUACCCCCCGUUUCCACCCCCUCCUCCUUCCUUUCCCCCUCCAUGCCCUCCUCCCCCCAUCUCCCCUCUCUCUCCAUACUUCUGCCCCCCGUCUCCUCCUCCCUUGUUCCCUCCUGCCCCUCCAUCUCCACAUAACCCCACUCAUCCCUCUCUCUCUCCCUCACCGUCUGUCUCUCUCCUCCGUUCACCUCUCUCUCCUUCUCCUCCUCUCUCUCCUACUCCUUCCAUUACUCUCUCCAUCUCUCCCUCCAUCCCUGCUCUCCCUUUCUCUCCUCAUCAGCCAUUAGAUGAAGAAUACAGCUCCCUUUAAUACUUGUUUAUUUUUUUUACCUGUAAUUAAAAACCCAUCAUAACUCACACACCAUGCAGACGCUGAAUACUAUUUAUUAUUUAAAUUCUUUUUGUAUUUGUCUUAUUAAUUCUAAUAAUUAUAAUCCUAUCUGUUUAACAUAAAACACACUGUGCAGAUGAUUGUAUGCAUUUCAGUGUCAUAUCACAGCAAACCAGUGACUACAUUUCCCAUACUGCACGGCGGCCUGCACACAUGGCCGCCAUGGACUGCAAUUCCCACAACACAUACACACACACACACACACACAGAGAGAACACUCAUUCUAAUCACACACACCUGCAUCCAAUCUCACACACACUCAAAACCCCCGGUAUAUAAGAGACUGUUCUAACUCUAUGACUUUGUGAAGUAUCGCGUGAGUUUUGUGUACGCCAAGUGUUUGUUAUCGGUUCAUGUGUUAUUGUUUUGAUCUCGUUCUUGCCCUCGCUCUUGAUUCUGAUUUUGCCUCAUUCAUGCCUGUUUGCCAAAUGCCUGACCCAUUGCCUGUUUUUUGACCAUGCUACUGUCUGAUAUUUUGGAUUUGUCUGCCUGCCUCUCUUUAAAUAAAAGUUUUUAUCUGCA